Molecule: messenger RNA, 1487 nt
Organism: Malania oleifera
Lineage: Eukaryota; Viridiplantae; Streptophyta; Magnoliopsida; Santalales; Ximeniaceae
Product: probable dolichyl-diphosphooligosaccharide--protein glycosyltransferase subunit 3B
Exons: 1
Coding region: 170-1234 (354 amino acids)
Cellular component (GO): oligosaccharyltransferase complex
Source: RefSeq, a predicted model, not a curated record
CCUAGAUUAGAUUUGUUAGAAAUUCUCAUUCCAAACUCCGGAGUAGCAUUUGGGAUUCACAAGUCAAAAGUCAAAAGUUUCCCCACCAAUCAGCGCCCUUCUUCACUUCCGAACUCCUAACUUCUCUGCAACCAAAAACCCGAACCAAACUAAACCUAGAGCUUCAAACAUGGCGAUUCCAUCAAAAUCUUCCCAUCUCCUUCUCCUCCUCCUCCUCACCCUAACCCUAAUCCUUCACUCUUUCGCACCCUUCAAUGCCUCCGCCGACUCCGACUCCGACUCCGAAUCCGACCCGGCCGCGGAGCUCCUGGCCCUCCAAGCCCGAUCCAAGUCCGGCGUGAUCCGCCUCGACGACCACUCUAUCAAGCGCUUCCUCACCUCCGUCAAGACCCCUAGGCCCUAUUCCGUCCUCAUUUUUUUCGAUGCUGCCCAACUCCACGACAAGCAGGAGCUCCGACUCCAGGACCUCCACUCCGAAUUCAGCCUCCUCGCCUCCAGCUUCAUCUCCAAUAACAAGGAUUCUCCCUCCAAAUCCAAGCUCUUCUUCUGCGACAUCGAGUUCAAAAAUUCACAAUCCACCUUCGCCCAGUUCGGCGUCGAGUCUCUCCCCCACAUUCGAUUCGUCAACCCAAAUGACAGAACCCUGAAGGGAUCGGAGCAGAUGGGGCAGGGCGACCUCUCCCGCCUCGCCGAAUCUAUGGCCGAGUUCGUCGAAUCCAGGACGAAGCUCACCAUCGGCCCGAUCCAAAGACCCCCAAUGUUUUCCAACAAACAGUUGAUAAUUUUCGGGAUCGGGCUUCUGAUUUGGGCACCCUUUGCUGUGAAGAAGAUCCUUUUGGGUCAGACAAUACUUCACGAUCCGAAGAUUUGGCUCGGAUUCUCUGUGUUUGUGUAUUUCUUCAGCGUUUCGGGGGCUAUGCACAAUAUAAUUCGGAAGAUGCCGAUGUUUUUGGCCGACAGGAACGAUCCUUCGAGGCUAACAUUCUUCUAUCAGGGAUCUGGGAUGCAGCUUGGGGCGGAGGGUUUUGCAGUGGGGUUUUUGUACACGAUUGUGGGGUUGUUGCUGGCGUUCAUGACACGCAUUCUUGUGACGGUAAAGAGUGUGACGACCCAGAGGAUAGUGAUGAUUCUGGCAUUGUUCGUUUCUUUUUGGGCUGUGAAGAAAGUUGUUUAUUUGGAUAAUUGGAAGACAGGUUACGGCAUUCAUGCCUACUGGCCUUCAAGUUGGAAAUGAGACGGGCAAAGAUGCAUCCUUCAUGCCUCCAAUUGGAGGUAAAGAAGUUUUUUCUUUUUUUGUGUUUUUAUGAAUAGUCAUAACUUGGUACUGAAACUUAGAUGAUCUUUGAGAUUUUGAGUGCAAAACUUUGCCUCCAAAAACAAUCAAUCACCUGAAAACCUUGUCUGUAAUGGCUUAUUUUGCUCAAUGGAUUUAUGUGCUUUGGAGGCUUAGUGGCUUAUAAUGCUGAUAACAGACAUUGCAUCUAAAA